AUGGUGAGAGCCGGUCUAGCCUCGGCUGAAAAGGAACCGAAGCAGCCCUCAUGGUGGGAUUUGUGCCAGCAGCUCGAAGAAAGGCGGAAGCAGCAGGACUUGAGGCUCGAGGCAUUCUUCAAGAACGAGCAGGAUGAACUCCCGGAGCAGGAAGGAGAUCUUUGGUGCUCCCUCGCCACCCACUUAAUCCGUCUGAACUUCGUCGACCGUGCGCGCGAGAUCUACGAAGAAGGCCUCAUGAGCGUUUUCUCGCUGCAAGAUCUCUUGCGGAUAUUCAACACCUAUACUGGCUCCGAGUAUAAUCUCUUACGCAAGCUGAUGUCGAAAAAGAUCAAGACCCGAGAAGAGGAACUCGAGCUCGAGCUCGGAUGGACCCGAUACGAAUCUCUCGGCGAUCCCGUCGAAGUCGUGAGAAUCUUCUCCGAAGCAGUGCACACGAUCGAUCCGCGGUGGGCCUGCGAAGGACAAGUGUCCCAGAUUUGGAUCGCUUUCGCUCAAUACUACGAGUCGAGGGGGCAAAUCGAUGAUGCCAGGGUCGUUUUCAAGAGAGCUCCGCGGGCUAGUUACUCUAGCAUCGAUGAGCUUGUGGAAGUGUGGUGUGAGUACGCCAAAAUGGAGCUGCGUAACGACGAACCGGGUUUAGCUAUCGCUGUCUGUCGCAGGGCGUUAGACAUCUCGACGGAUGACGCAGACCCCGGAAAUGUGCGUGAUGAAUCGACAGUUGAGCUUUGCAAGAAAAGGAAGUUGUUGAAGACUUACACGGCCCUCGAAGGGGGCUUCGGACUCGUGGAUGCGCAGAUGCUCCUCAACGUCGCGCUCUUUUUCGAGAGGCGCUCUGAGUUCGAUGCUGCCUUCCGAUUUUAUGAAGGUAGCAUCGGAAUGAGCGAGUGGCCGGAAGCCUUCGACAUCUGGAGCAUGUAUCUGACGAGGUUCAUGCAGCUCUACGGUAGGAAGAGAAGGGAUCUGGUACAAGAACUCUUCGCAAUGUGCUUUGCGGAAUGUCCACCAGAGUGGUACGAAGAGGUUCUCGCGCUGCGUCGCGAGCUCGAAGACUCGUACGGGCUCAGACAACGCACCAAGGGCGUUUGCAGCAGAGCUGAGGAGAUUGUAAAGAACCUUCUUCUUCCACCCUUCCUUUAA
Molecule: messenger RNA, 1140 nt
Organism: Galendromus occidentalis (western predatory mite)
Lineage: Eukaryota; Metazoa; Arthropoda; Arachnida; Mesostigmata; Phytoseiidae
Product: pre-mRNA-splicing factor SYF1-like
Exons: 3
Coding region: 1-1140 (379 amino acids)
Biological process (GO): mRNA splicing, via spliceosome; generation of catalytic spliceosome for first transesterification step
Cellular component (GO): post-mRNA release spliceosomal complex; Prp19 complex; U2-type catalytic step 2 spliceosome
Molecular function (GO): protein binding
Source: RefSeq, a predicted model, not a curated record